GGCGGAGGCUGGAGCGAGGUGGAGGGAUGCAGCGCCCCGGGCCUUUCAGCACCCUCUACGGGCGGGUCCUGGCCCCGCUGCCCGGGCGGGCCGGGGGCGCGGCCUCCGGCGGAGGCGGGAACAGCUGGGGCGUCCCGGGUUCCCACGUGCAGCCUCUGGGACGCGCGCAGUUCGGGACUCGCGGCGGUGUCGGCAGCACCAGUACAAGCGGCGGGGACACUAACAGCGCCUGCCCGACCCCCUCUACGAUGUCCAAGGCAGAAGAGGCCAAGAAGCUGGCGGGCCGUGCGGCCGUGGAGAACCAUGUGAGGAAUAACCAAGUGCUGGGAAUUGGAAGCGGUUCUACAAUUGUCCACGCUGUGCAGCGAAUAGCUGAAAGAGUGAAGCAGGAGAAUCUGAACCUCGUCUGCGUUCCCACUUCCUUCCAGGCCCGUCAGCUCAUCCUGCAGUACGGCUUAACUCUCAGUGACCUGGACCGACACCCAGAGAUCGACCUCGCCAUCGACGGCGCCGAUGAAGUAGAUGCUGAUCUCAAUCUCAUCAAGGGUGGUGGAGGCUGCCUGACCCAGGAGAAGAUCGUGGCUGGCAACGCCAGUCGCUUCAUUGUGAUCGCCGAUUUCAGGAAGGAUUCAAAGAACCUCGGGGAUCAGUGGCACAAGGGAAUCCCCAUCGAGGUCAUCCCCAUGGCCUAUGUCCCCGUGAGCCGGGCCGUGACCCAGAAGUUCGGGGGCGUGAUUGAACUUCGAAUGGCUGUGAACAAGGCAGGCCCCGUGGUGACGGACAACGGGAAUUUUAUCCUGGACUGGAAGUUUGACCGGGUGCACAAAUGGAGUGAAGUGAACACAGCUAUCAAAAUGAUCCCAGGCGUGGUGGACACGGGCCUGUUCAUCAACAUGGCUGAGAGAGUCUACUUCGGGAUGCAGGAUGGCUCGGUGAACAUGCGGGAGAAGCCUUUCUGACCCGACCCUGCAGGAGCGGUGUGUGUUCAUCUCUAGUCCCCGGCCCGCGGCCGAGGCGGCCACGCCUCUCCAGGAGCCUUUGCCUUAAUGUAUCUGUGCCAGGCGGACAGCUUGGCAGGGCGGGGGGUGAGGGGCUUACUUCCAGUCUUCUGAAGUAUUGUUAUUAAAUGUCUUUUUAAAAAGAGAAAUAUAAACAUAUAUAUUUUUACUAUUAAAAAUACUCAGCUUUUUUUAUGAAGUAGAACGUGAUUUCAUGUUUUAUAUGAAAUAUUUACCAAAAAUAAAAAGAGAAGAGGACUGACUUUUAAACUUUUAACUGAGCCUGCUGGUUAAGCUUCUGAAUCUUGGGUUUGCCGAGAAAUGUAAAUCGCAACUUUUCUUUAAACUAGUGAAAUGAAGGGCCCGGCCAGCAGUAGUUCCCUGAUGCCUUACUGGAAACUUCGACAUAUGUUUACUUUUCUACCACACUGUUUUGGUUUUAGUUUUUGUUGUGAUCACGCACAAUGUAUAUUUAUGUGUUUUAAGAUGUGAUUUACAAAAGUCUGCUGAUUGUAGCGACGUGGUAUGUAGUGACUCAGAAUGUGUAAAUUAUCAGGGGGGAAAUGUGGGGGCUCUUUUGCUGAGAUCAAGGGGUUCAUUGAGACCCCUGUGGUUGGAAGCAAUUGGCCAGAGUUCCUUGCCAGUACUGCCAAAGCACUGCUGUGAAGCACCUGUAAAUGACUGUCUUGUUUGUUAAUGUUUUUUGUUGUUGUUGUUCCUUUGUUAUUACUUGCAUGGUCUGGCAUCAGAAGUUGUUACCUCUUUAUAUUGUUUGAGGGUUGAAAUAAAACAGUAUGGUGCCGUUUUGA
This is a messenger RNA of Camelus dromedarius (Arabian camel), 1807 nucleotides long. It is a transcript of the gene RPIA, whose product is annotated as ribose 5-phosphate isomerase A. Gene Ontology annotation, biological process: D-ribose metabolic process; pentose-phosphate shunt, non-oxidative branch. The transcript is spliced from 9 exons. The coding region runs from base 27 to 959 and encodes 310 amino acids. The record is from RefSeq and is a predicted model, not a curated record. NCBI's taxonomy places the organism in Eukaryota, Metazoa, Chordata, Mammalia, Artiodactyla, Camelidae. Gene Ontology annotation, molecular function: ribose-5-phosphate isomerase activity. Gene Ontology annotation, cellular component: intracellular membrane-bounded organelle.